Molecule: messenger RNA, 650 nt
Organism: Antechinus flavipes (yellow-footed antechinus)
Lineage: Eukaryota; Metazoa; Chordata; Mammalia; Dasyuromorphia; Dasyuridae
Gene: C6H20orf141
Product: chromosome 6 C20orf141 homolog
Exons: 3
Coding region: 135-575 (146 amino acids)
Source: RefSeq, a predicted model, not a curated record
CCUUCAGAAACUUGAAGAGAGUCUGAAAUUAGAUUUUCUCCUUUGAAGCUAGAAGCUAGAAAACCAGGAUCUUUCUUCUCUCCUGUUCUCACCAACUCCACCCCUUAUGCAGGAUCCCUGUCAAUACAGAUCGAAUGGGUCCAGCUGGGGGCCGGAGCCUGGAAGCUGGGGAGGGUCCUGAGAUUUUGGAGGGCCAUGGAGCACCUUUGAGGAGUUCACUCACAUUCUUGGAUGGGGCCCUGGGCCUUGGUAUACUCGGACUCGGUGCUCGCCUGGUCCUGGCCCUGGCUGGUCCAGCCAUGAUGCUCUUGCUACUGUUUCUGAUGUUGAGUUUCCUGACUUUUGAUCUUUUGCAUGGGCCCCAGGACUUGCCUCUGCCUCAAAGACCAACUUUUAGACCCCUUGGUCCAGGAGGGAGUGGUGAAGGCCCCCGCUUGCAAGAACCGCUGCUCCCUCCUGUCCUGAGCCAAAUCUUGGAUGGAUUCCUACUCUUCACAGGCCUAGGCCUCAUCUUUGGGGCUCUGAUGCCCUUCAGUAUCUUUAGCCUUAUAGUCAGCCUACAGGCGCUGGCCUGAAACAAAGCCCUCUGUUCUCUGGAAACCAGAAGGCUUUAAGAGCCUCCUCACCGAAAUACACGAGGAUUGCCCAAA